AUUUAUAUAUGUAUUAAUUUCUUUAUUUUUAUAGGGAUUUGGGAGGAGGGUUUUGCUGUAGAUUUGCAACCAGUUGAGGUUUUUUGCUCCUCUGUUGUUAUAAAGUGGAUUUGGGAUGGCACAGGAUGGUGGGUGGUGAGGACCUCUGGGAUCCCUGCUGUCCUCCACCCCAAACCCCAUAUUUUCCCUAAUUUUCCAUGAAAUCCCCACCUCUUUUGGAGCUGGGCUUUGCAGCCUGUGGUGAUAGAAACCCUUAAUGGUGGGAAAACUGCAUGGAAGGGAGAGGAGCUGGAUGUGAAUUUGGGGGGGUGAUGUCCUUACAGUGUGGCAGUGUCACCUCAGUGGGGACAGGGAGAACAGGGGGGCUUUUCUUUCCCGUGCUGAUCAGCAUUCAGCUGGGAAUGCCAAACACAGCUGCAAGGAUGCUCCUGCGGAUCCGGGGGGACUUUCUCACUCGAGGGGGCUGAUUGUGCUGCCCCAUCCGUCCCUCUCACAGUCACGUCUGUCCCCCAGCAGACUUAUUUCCUUUUUCUUGCUUUCCUUGUUCUUUGUACCCUCCAAAUCCAGAGUGAUGUCCCCAAGGCUUUGUCCCCACGCAGCCAUGAUGAAGCCCAAGCCAUGAUCAGGGACAUCCCUCCCUGGGCUGGUGGGAUGUAGCAGGGAGGAUGCUGCAAAAAAGGGAGUUUUAUUGCUCUUUUUAUUGCCUGAAAAGUGCCAGGAGAGCCUUGGAUUAUUAGAAAAAAAAAGAGAGGAGAUGAAAGAACUUUUAUUAUCUUGGAAGUCAAGUCAUCUUAAGCAGCUCAGAACCACAAACUGCCCUUUUCAAAGAAAAUCUUUGCCUGUGUAGGUACAAACGCCCAAGAUUUUCCCCUUUAAUCCUCAAACCUCCCUAAGAACAGAAUGGAUGGAGCAAAAGGCUGGGAUUUUAGUAACAGGGCGGCUAUUAACAACACUUUGUGCCAGGGAAGGAUACAUUCCUUUGCCUGGAUCCUGCUGGAGUUUCACCCUGGCAAGAGCCUUUCAUGACCCGAUUUUUGAGGUUAAACACCAGUUUCUGCCUGGACUGGGGUGUGUUCCCUAUUGAGGUGACCCCAUACCAUGGCUGGGGGGUAUCCAUGGGAUCCAUCCCAUCCCGAGCCGUCCCAUCCCGCACAGCCCGGCCGGCGCUGCCCAGAUAAACACUGACUCAUGUUAUUCUGUCCCACCCUGGGCACAGCAACUUUUUUAAGGCUGCCUUUUCCAGCUAUUCCUUUUUUUCCUGUGCUGUUCACACGGGGCGGGGGAUGAAGCCUUAGCUGAGAUGUCUGGAGCAGCCGGGAAUGCCGAAGGCUGCGAGUCCCGGCUCUGUGCUGGUGAAGCAGGAUGUGUCUGAGUGCCGCGGAUGCAGGUAGGGAUCAGGCUUCCCACCACUCUCAGCCUUGGGGAAGAGCCCCGUGCCUCAGUUUCCCCCAUGGGGACUGGCUGGGCCCCUCCCUUUGCACUGGAAACCCCCAGCUCAUCAGGAGAGCUUCCAGCCUGGAUCCUCACUGGCAGAAGCCUGUGCUCAACCUGCUGCUGCUUCUCCCAUGGCAUCCUGCAUCCCUUUCAGCCUGUUGGAGCAGGACUGAGGGAUCAGGGAUGGUGGCAGGGCUGGGACCGUGGCCAGGAGCAGCUUUGGGCAGGCCAGGGCUCAGGGUCUUGCACUGGUGAAGUCUAAGCUCCCUUUUGAUGGGCUGGUGGUGGAUUUACACCCGGGAGUAAAUCCCAGUUGGGGCUCCAUCCUGGGCAUCCCGGUGGGGAGUGGGAUGCUGCACAGCAUCAUCCCUGCAGCAGCUGUUGCCAUGGCAAUUUCUGGCCAAAACAAGGGGGAGUUGGAGCUGGGUCCCCAGAGCUGCUUUCCCAUUCCUUUUGGUGUCUUGCUCCAUUGAGCCCUGGCAAUUCCCGUGUGGGAGUGGGAGCUGGAUCCCAGCAGGGAAGUCCCUCCCAUGUAAGCCUGGGCUGGAAAAGUGUGGGUGCUGAAGGGAUGGAUGGGGGUGGCUCCAGGUGCCAGCCUGGGAUGGGACCAGCAUCCAUCUUCCCUGUAGCAUGAGAUCUGGCCCAUUGAAUCCCUAGGGAUGCUUGGAAUCCAGACUGCAGGGUGGGACUCAAACUCAACCAGAGCAAUCAGCCCCCAUGAGACUGAGACCGGCAUCCACAUGUCCCCAGGGACAUCCCUGCCCUCCAGGCACAUCCAGGACUGUGCCAGGGCUCAGUGGGGGCCGGUAUCAACAGGUUCAGGGGGACAUAGAGAUCCUGUUUUGCCCCGUGCCCUUCCCAAAACUCCUCAGCUGAGAGACCGCUUGUUCUCCCAAACAUCUGUUGGCAAUUCCCCUCUCCCGGGGAGUGGGGCUGUGCCGGGGCUGCGUGGGCAGCUCCUGUGCCUCUCACCCGCCGGAGGAAGUGGGUUGGGGUUUUCGGGUGUGCUGGGAGCUCGGAAGCCGCUGCUGGAAGGAGGGAGGGAAGUGCUCGAAGGAGAAACAGGCGGAGCAGCUGCACGGGAGGGGCGAGCAGAGCCCACCCUGACACCCACCUGCUUCCCAGGGGAUUGUUCGUCCUGUCCCCGGGUGUCCCUUGCACCCCGCGGGUGCUGUGGGGGGACAAGCACCAACCCAGGGGCACCCCCAGUUUCCCCAGGGCUGCAGACUCGGCACAAGCAGGUCCCAGCCCGAUUUCAUUGCAUGAUGUGGAUAAAAGUGUGAUGCACUUUGACAGCUCAGGAAGGACUUGAUGUGCUCAAAAGCUGCUCUGCUGGUUUGAUUUGAUUUGCUUCUACUUUUAUUCCCGCAACCUGUACCGGUUCCUCCAGUAAAAAGUCUGGCCCGCGGGCACUGAGAGGGCAGGAGGCGGUGCUGGCAGCCUGCCCAUCCCUGUAAAUCCCGGUGCAGGGCUCUGGCACUGCCCGUGCCCGGUGGUCCCUCCUGCCAGGGUGCCGAGCAUCCCCUGCCCUCCCUGUGUCCCUGGCAGGCGAAUCCAGCUGAGCUCCCCCCGUUUCCCCACUCACAUCCGUCUCCCGCCCGUCUGGGUUGGCCACGGAAGAGUUUUCGCCCAGAAAAGCUGGAUUUGAACAUUUUCUGCUGUUCUCUCCGCUUCCUGUUGCCUUCCCAAGAACAACAUCCCUGACCUCAUCCGCGGGAUGCUGCCCAUGUGCCGCCCGUCGGGAAUCCCAGCCGGCGCCCCGGCUUGGGCUCGGCCUUCCCUGGGUACCAAGACAAAUACAGCUGCGGGAAUGUCGGACCAAGAGGCUAUUUUGGGUAAAUCCUGUGCUCAUUUUUGUUGAGGUAGGAGGACACAGAUGAAUAGACUGAAGGGAGAACAGUGGUUUUGGCUCGAGCCGGGAAUUUUCAUCCCGCAGAGCAGCGAUGAAACACUUGUAGUAUUAUGUGUUGUUUUUUUUUUUUUCCCCAGACUUUGGGUUUUUUUGCUGUGAGAAAUGAGGAGGUUUCAUGCAGCUGCCCUUUCCAUUUUGGGGAGGAUUUCAGGGAGGCAGGUGGGAAUUUGCUGGAUGAUUUUCCAGUGGGUUUGGGCUCCCGGUGCCCAUCCUGCCCCUGAGCUCUCCAGAGCCAUCUGGAACAUUCAUGGUGGGGUUGGCAGCUGCCUGCCCGCUGCUGUGGGGUUUGGGAUUGCUGCUUAUGAGCCCUGGAGACAAACCCAUCCUGUGCCAAAUCCCAUGGGGAAAUAGAAUCCUGAUGUUCCUGUUGAUCUCUGUCAUCCUCAUCCCAGCUGGGGACUGAGACCAACCUGAUGCCCAACAUGGCGGAGCAAAAUGAAUAGACAAGAUAAAUAAUCUAUUAAACAGAACUUUGGAAUGUCUGAAAGUCUUCAGGCUCAGCAGUUAAAAAUAAUAAUGAAAAGGAGAUUUUGUGUUAAAAAUAUAUAAGUGGUCACAGUGAGAAGAGGAGACUGUGAAGCCUAGAAAUUGUUCCUGCCCACCUGGAGCAGGGGCUGAACGUGGGGUCUGGGUGACCCUGUGGUAGUGAGGGGUGGUGGUCCAGCCCUGGUCAUCUCCCAUCCCACAGGUGACACCGUGGUGGAACUGGGGCUCCGUCCCUAGGCCUGUGUGGAGGGAGCUGCCUUUGUGCUGUGGGACACUGAACCACUGCCUCUUCCCCAUCCUGCUGGAGCACGGCCACCACACCAGAGAGGAGAGGAGAGGGGAGGUGAGAGAGAAACAUCACCGGCUGGAGAUCCUGGGGCUGCCCAGGCCGUGAUUUAUCCAAAUAAUGGCCCUUUCCAAUUUGUCCAAUUUCUUGGAUGAUGUCGAUAACUACAGUGACUACCAGGAUUACAUCUACGAGGACGUGACCAGUGUGUGGGUAGACCCGUCCCAUGACCCGAAGGACAUUGCAAGGAUCCUCUCUGUCAUCAUCUACACCGUGUCCUGCGUGCUGGGCAUCCUGGGCAACGGCCUUGUCAUCGCCAUCAUCACCCUGAAGAUGAAGAAAUCAGUCAAUGCUGUCUGGUUCCUCAACUUGGCCGUGGCCGACUUCCUCUUCAACAUCUUCCUGCCCAUAAACAUCGCGUACACGGCCAUGCGCUACAACUGGAUCUUCGGCACGGUCAUGUGCAAGCUCAACUCCUUCCUCCUCAUCCUCAACAUGUACACGAGCGUCCUGCUGCUCACCACCAUCAGCUUCGACCGCUACAUCUCGGUGGUUUUCCCCGUGUGGUCCCAAAACCACCGCUCGACCAACCUGGCGUAUUUAGUGUGUUUGAUCAUCUGGACCAUCGGCAUCAUCAUGAGCUGCCCCUCCCUUGUCUUCCGAGACACGGCACAAACCCGAAAUUCCGUGAUUUGUUUCAGCAACUUCUCCCUCUCCAGGAACAAGUCUUACCAAGCCCUGGCACUGAUGAGGCACCGCACAGUGAACAUCACCAGGUUCCUCGGCGGGUACAUCCUCCCCAUAACCAUCAUCACUUUCUGCUACAUCGCCAUCGUCUUCAACCUGCGUCGGAACCGCCUGGCCAAGUCCAAAAAGCCCUUCAAGAUCAUCGUCACCAUUAUAGUCACCUUCUUCCUCUGCUGGAGUCCCUACCACCUGCUGAACCUGCUGGAGACAGAGCCGGGCAUGGUCCCGCCCUCCGUGUUUGAGGUAGGCAUCCCCAUCACCACGGCCCUCGCUGCCUCCAACAGCUGCAUGAACCCCGUGCUCUACGUCUUCAUGGGCCAGGACUUCAAGAAGUUUAAGGUCACCAUCCUUUCCAGGUUGGUGAAUGCCCUCAGUGAGGAGACAGGCCACUCCAGCAUCGUUCACAGGAGCUUCUCCAAGAUCUCUUCCAUGACUGAGAAGGAAACAACAGUGCUCUAAAUUCAACCUGGUGCCUUCAGGGGGGACAUAGUCCUCUGGUAUUGGCCAUGUCCUCCACUGGGAUGCUGGCCUGGCCACCACUGUAGUGGUCCCUGAUGUGGGACAAACAUGGUCCAACACUGUCCUAUAGUCUAUUCCUUGACUGGCGUUGCUGCCUGGAGGCUAGAAGGGAUUGGAGACCACCACUAUGUGCACGUGGAGAAGACACAACCACCCUUAAUCUUUGUCAUUGCAAAGACUGUUGCACCAAACUAUUUAAGGAAACACUUCAGGGUGUUCCUGUCUAACCUUUGCACUCUCUGACCUGGGAAAGGCAUUCCUGGUGUUUCCAGAGACAUUGUGAUGGGGUGGGGGACAUGUGUGGGAAGGCACCUCCCAAGAUGUGUGGUGGGUGGGCACCACCACAGGUGACACCUGCUAUGGCCAAACUGGGGACACUCCUCUCCUGUGUCUCUGUUUGGCUACUUGUGUUAAAUCCUGAGGUAUUUUGGUACAAGUGCAACGUGUUUGUAACUGUUGGGAGCACUUUGCACCCCAAGAGGCCCUGGGAAGUGUCCUCAUACCAGCUUUGAAUACCCCACCUCGAUGAACUGGGAAGUCUCAAAUGUCUCCUGAGUGAUCCAGACCCAGGGGGUGGGGACUGGGCUCAUGCACAGGGUCACUGAUGUGGAAAACUGAGAAAAAAAAGAGGGAAAGAUCAAUGUGAAGUGUGUUUUGAACAACUCUCCCUUUGAUGGGCACAUUCCACACGGUACAUUUUGCAGAGUGAUUUGAUGUUUGGGACCAGGAGUCCCAGUGAUUCCUUGCAAAGGGCCUGAUUGGCACCAGGGAAUGGGUCCAGGGGCUGGGAAUGAGCUCCUGCAAAGGACCUGCUCUCCUCUCCUGCAUCCAGAUGGCCCUGGGAACUGGCUCCACUGACGGCAGCUCCCUGGUGGGACUGAUUGGUCCUAUGGGAUGAUUUUCUCUCUUCCAACCAGGCAGCAAGCCCAUCUUGGGAGACUCUGGGAGUCUCGUGGGAGACUCUGCUGCCACACACCAAUCUCUGAGGUGAAGGGUGGGCUGAGCCACUGUCUCCAUCCAAUUUCACACACAGUUAAUCUGGGAGCUCCUUCUCCAUUAGGGCUUCUUGACUACGACACCGGUGUCACGCUUAUUUAUGUGCUGGUUUCUCCGUGUCACCCACAGCUUCUCUCUCCCAGGAAAGUAAGGAGCCCUGGGAGCUGGGUUUGGGCAGCCCCAGUGGCACCAGGAACAUUUCAGGAGGUCCCCACAGGAGCUUUGCGCAGGGAUUGACACGCUGGCAAUUGAAAGUCUGCUCACAGGUGCCCACAAAGGCUGAAAUAUUUAUUUAUAGCAUUUCUUGAAAAUCAGAAAACAGAAAAAAACAUGAAGAGGCAGCUCCCUGGCAGAGGCAGAGAGCUAUUUACGGGCUCCUGGUGGCAGCAGAUCGUGCCAGGCAGGUACAAACGGAACCACAAAGCCCCGGUAAUUGAGCUGCCGCCCUGAGCUGCGGGAACGCUGCGGAUCAGAGCGGAUGCUGCAGCGGGAGCUGGAUUUCAGAGGGAUUAUCAGGCAUCCCCUCUGCCCUGGCACUGCCUCCCUGCUCUGCCUUGAUCUGCAUAACCUCGUUAGUGUGAUGGGGAGAGGGGAACAGCCACACCAUAGGAGCUGGAUCUAUCCUUCCCUGGGAUGAGGCUGCCUGCAGCAUCCGUGUCUUGGGACAGGGAUCCUGAUGGAUCUGGUGUGUUUGGAUGAGGUUUUGGUGCUGCUGAUGGUGUGAGUUGUGCUGGGGCAAGUUUGUCCCCGAAGCCAGGGCAGAGGGGUGACCUCCUUCCCACCACUGUGGAUCCAGUCUGCUAAAAGUGGGAGAUUUAUCCUGAAAAUUAAGAAUAUCCUGCCUGAGCCCUGAAGGGAAACGCAACAGGGAUGAGGUUUAUAAAGGAAAUUAAUGGGAAAUUAACAUAAAAUUAGUGACUUCAACAGUUGGAUGCUGCUCUCACUACGCAGGGGGCUGUAGGACACGCAGCACCUGGCUCCAGGUGUUUCCAUAUCUCCUGGGAGCUGGGAAUUAGCUGCUUCCCCAGGGAGCAAUGCCACAUUCUUGGCCCACACCGUGUCCUGUGGUCAAGCCCAGGGCUACUCCCAGCCCAAAUCCACAUGUUUUUUUCCCCUAAAACCAGUGCACAAUCCAUAACCAUGGCAGAUGCUGGAGCAGGGAUGCUCCUCACUAAUUUUGGUGGCUAGAUUUUGCAAGCCCAUCUAUUAUUCCUGCAAACAGCUUUCCAAAAAAAACAGUGACUUGGUACUUAACCUGGGGUUAAAUCAUCACUAUAAUGACAGCUUGGGAAUCCCAAGUUUCCCAAAUGUUUGAGUUCAUCCUUGUAGUUGUUUACUUAUUUAAUAAAAGAACCUGUUUUCCAUACAAAUA
Molecule: messenger RNA, 7752 nt
Organism: Pseudopipra pipra
Lineage: Eukaryota; Metazoa; Chordata; Aves; Passeriformes; Pipridae
Gene: CMKLR1
Product: chemerin chemokine-like receptor 1
Exons: 3
Coding region: 4239-5324 (361 amino acids)
Biological process (GO): inflammatory response; complement receptor mediated signaling pathway; positive regulation of cytosolic calcium ion concentration
Cellular component (GO): plasma membrane
Molecular function (GO): G protein-coupled receptor activity; complement receptor activity
Source: RefSeq, a predicted model, not a curated record